CAGGAAGAUGAGGCAGCGCCGGCGGCUGCGGGCGUAGCGGGCCACCGCGGGCCACCGCCGCGCGCCGCCGCCUCUGCUACAGUCCCUUCCCGCGGGGCCUGCUCUGCGAGAAGCUCGAGAGGGGCCAGGCGACGCGAACGCGAGUGGGGAGGAGGAGGAAGGACGCGCGCCCCCGAGCCCUGCGCGUUCCCGCCGCCCACGCGCGACCCUCGGGGACGCGCCCGCCACCCUUUUGUCCCCGGGGUCCCCGAGGGCGGUGGGCAGCAGGGAGCCCCGGUGCACCCGGUGCAUGCCCCCGCCCAGCAGGGCUGUCUCUAGGCCUGGGGAACCCACCCCAGUUCCUACGCCUGCUGCCCUGGCCGGACGAUGAACCAGUCUCAGAGGAUGGCACCCGUGGGCUCCGACAAAGAGCUGAGUGAUCUCCUGGACUUCAGCAUGAUGUUUCCACUCCCUGUGGCCAACGGGAAGGGCCGGCCUGCCUCCCUGGCUGGGACCCAGUUUGCAGGCUCAGGACUUGAGGACCGACCCAGCUCAGGCUCCUGGGGCAACAGUGAUCAGAACAGCUCUUCCUUCGAUCCCAGCCGGACGUACAGCGAAGGCGCCCACUUCAGUGAGUCCCACAGCAGCCUGAGUUCUUCCACCUUCCUGGGACCGGGACUGGGAGGCAAGGGCAGUGAGCGGAGCACCUAUGCCGCCUUCGGGAGAGACACCAGUGUUGGUGCACUGAGUCAGGCUGGCUUCCUGCCAGGAGAGCUGGGCCUCAGCAGCCCCGGGCCACUGUCCCCAUCGGGUGUCAAGAGCAGCUCCCAGUAUUACCCCUCAUACUCCGGCAACCCUCGGCGGAGAGCUGCGGAUGGUGGCUUAGCAGAUACGCAGCCCAAGAAAGUCCGGAAGGUCCCGCCUGGUCUUCCCUCCUCCGUGUAUCCGCCCAGCUCAGGUGACAGCUACGUCAGGGAUGCCGUAGCCUACCCCUCCGCCAAGACCCCCAGCAGCGCGUACCCCUCCCCCUUCUACGUGGCAGACGGCAGCCUGCACCCCUCGGCGGAGCUUUGGAGUCCCCCCGGCCAGGCUGGCUUUGGUCCCAUGUUGGGUGACGGUUCGUCCCCUCUGCCCCUUGCACCGGGCAGCAGCUCUGUGGGCAGCGGUGCCUUUGGGGGCCUCCAGCAGCAGGAACGCAUGAGCUACCAGCUGCAUGGAUCUGAGGUCAACGGCACGCUCCCAGCUGUGUCCAGCUUCUCCGCCGCCUCUGGCACUUACGGUGGAACUUCGGGCCACACGCCGCCUGUGAGCGGGGCUGACAGCCUCAUGGCAGGUGCCCGAGGGACUACAGCCAGCAGCUCAGGGGACGCUCUUGGGAAGGCACUGGCCUCGAUCUACUCCCCAGAUCACUCCAGCAAUAAUUUCUCGCCCAGCCCCUCGACGCCUGUGGGCUCACCCCAGGGCCUGCCAGGGACAUCACAGUGGCCCCGGGCAGGAGCGCCCAGUGCCUUAUCUCCCAGCUACGAUGGGGGUCUCCAUGGCCUGCAGAGCAAGAUGGAGGAUCGCUUGGAUGAGGCCAUCCAUGUCCUUCGCAGCCAUGCCGUGGGCACCGCUAGCGAUCUCCACGGACUUUUGCCUGGCCACGGGGCACUGGCCACGAGCUUCGCAGGCCCCAUGCCACUGGGCGGGCGGCAUGCGGGCCUGGUCAGUGGAAGCCACCCUGAGGAUGGACUCCCCAGUGGUGCCAGCCUUUUGCAUAACCAUGCCAGCCUCCCCAGCCAGCCCAGCUCCCUCCCUGACCUCUCCCAGAGGCCGUCUGACUCUUACAGCGGACUCGGGAGGGCGGGCGCCGCGGCAGGCGCCAGUGAGAUCAAGCAAGAGGAGAAGGCCGACGAGGAGGACGCGUCCGUGGCCGACGCCGCCGAGGAGGACAAGAAGGACCUGAAGGCCCCGCGCACGCGCACCAGCCCAGACGAGGACGAGGACGACCUUCUCCCCCCAGAGCAGAAGGCCGAGCGGGAGAAGGAGCGCCGGGUGGCCAAUAACGCCCGCGAGCGCCUGCGCGUCCGCGACAUCAACGAGGCCUUUAAGGAGCUGGGCCGCAUGUGCCAGCUCCACCUCAGCAGCGAGAAGCCGCAGACCAAACUGCUCAUCCUGCACCAGGCCGUGGCCGUCAUCCUCAGCCUGGAGCAGCAGGUGCGAGAACGCAACCUGAACCCCAAAGCGGCCUGCUUGAAGCGGCGGGAGGAGGAGAAGGUGUCCGGCGUGGUCGGAGAUCCCCAGCUGGCGCUGUCGGCCGCCCACCCUGGCCUGGGUGAGGCCCACAACCCGCCCGGGCACCUGUGAGCCGUCCCGUGGGUCUCCGUGGGACCAGGGACCACUGCACUCUGCCCAGGGUGCACCAGGACGGUCCUGGAUGAGGCGUGGGAGAGGGCUCAGGCUCACCGUGGUGGCGCCGGGGCUCCAGGAUCGCUUCGGGGCCUCGGGGCUCCGGGACAGCCCUGUGUCCUGGCCCCAGUAACCAAGCUGAGGGGAGCUCCCCCCUCGAUUAACCGAAACUGGAAACAAAAGCAGCAUGCUCACUUUUCAGAAAAGAAAAAAGAUGCCUUAACUGUGGAAGAGUCGGGCCGCACCCCGGCGACGGGCGGCCGGGGACUGGCUUCUGGUUCAGAGCCACCAGCACAUCGUGCCUAAGCGUAUUUUUUUUAAGGAGAAUAAAAGAACAUUAGUUAUCAGAUUUUUUUUUUAAUGUAGACAAAACUUAGCGAGAACGAGGCCUUCCGUGUCUUACUGUUAUUUUUUUUAGCUUUCUUUUGAGUAUGUUUUGUAAGCAACAAAUUUUUGUAUAAAAGUCUCCUGUCUGUUGCUGUUUCUAGA
Messenger RNA from Peromyscus californicus insignis, 2856 nucleotides. It is a transcript of the gene Tcf3, whose product is annotated as transcription factor 3. Gene Ontology annotation, cellular component: transcription regulator complex. Gene Ontology annotation, molecular function: DNA-binding transcription factor activity, RNA polymerase II-specific; protein dimerization activity; RNA polymerase II cis-regulatory region sequence-specific DNA binding. The coding region runs from base 367 to 2325 and encodes 652 amino acids. Gene Ontology annotation, biological process: regulation of transcription by RNA polymerase II; immunoglobulin V(D)J recombination. Lineage: Eukaryota; Metazoa; Chordata; Mammalia; Rodentia; Cricetidae. The transcript has 19 exons. The record is from RefSeq and is a predicted model, not a curated record.